GGGUUCGUCCACAGGGAAGAGGAGGGAGAGAGAGGAGGGGGCGCGGCCGCAGGUGACUAAGAAGAGGCUUAGACAACAACCGAUUACAAAGUCAUUCUCUUCGCAGUGGCAGAUGGAGUUUAGGAAGAGGUGGCUAAGGUUUGUGUACAGUCAGCGCCUGACGUUGAACAUCUUCCCGAGCGAGCCAUGGUUGGACGUCGUCCGACAUUUCAGGGAUUUGCCUGGGCCAGUGAAGGUUUUGUGGCCUUCACAGAACGAGAUUGCGGACAUAGAGACAGUUGUCCAGACGACGGACGAUGUGGCGGCAGAUCUUGCGGAGCUCAGGGCUCCAUUUUAUGUCACGGGGGCCACCAUCAUGUCAGACGGCAGGAAGUCACGCGAUGCUAAACCCAUCGUUAACUUCCUUGCCGGCAGGUCACGUGCGGUGAUGCUGAUUCGGACAAUGAACAGGGAGGGUGAGUGGGACCGGGCGGAGGAUGUGUUGGCGUGGUGGAUCAAGGUGUUUGAUGACUUCCCCCCGAAGUGGGUGAACGCUAUGUGCACCGACUCUGUCUCGGCGUACGUUGGCGCGGCGGACAUGCUCCAGGGGCCUGAGCAGAGGCCAGAGCAUCGUUGGAUCACGUGGCUCCCAUGUGUAGUGCAUGUCUACAACAAGAUGUUGUCAGAUAUUGGCUGCUCGAGCGCGUGGUCCAAGGACAUCAUCAUGCGGGUGAGAGCGGUGGUGCGCUUCAUUAAGGAGCACGGCGCCGCUCUUUAUAUCUUCAGGAAGGAGAGUAGGCAAAUGUGCCUCGUUUAUCCGUGCGAGACACGAUUCUCAUCCGUGUUCUCGAUGAUUGAGCGUUUGCAGACAGUGAGGUCAGCAUUGGAGAGGACUGUGGACGGCGAUGGUUGGGGUAUGGUGGCAGGUGCGACAUGGCCCUUGGUGGGAUUCCAUGGCCGUUCUUUUCCGUAUUAUGGAGCCUGUGUACGACAUGCUGCGGAGGUUGGAGGGCUGCACAUGUCGCGGGUUAUUCAGUGGACGCAGGAUGUGACCCGCGAGGUGGCCAGGGAGGUUCGUGCACUUCAAGCGGAUUCUGCACACUACAUUGUGCAGAGGGUGCAGGCUCGAUGCGCGCACAUGUUGGAGCCGGCCCACGCCGCUGCUCACCUUCUUUGUCCCAGCCGGCGGGACUUGAGGUACUACGAGGGCGUGGUGAGCAGCUACGACGCGAGCUUGGUGAGGGAGGCAGAGGCUUACAUCUUGUCGCAGAUAGGGUUCAGUGUAGCGAGCCCCGAGUACGAGACUGCAUGUGUGCAGCUGCGCGACUUCCACACACGAAGGGGGGGGAUUGCGUGGGGAGGGAGGGACAGAGACAGAGAGGCACAGAGGUGCACCGGCGACGUGGAGACGUACGAGGCCGGGCGUUGGUGGUCGAAGUGGGGACAGUGCGCCCCGCAGUUGCAGGCCAUUGCUCUUCUUGUUAUGUACAUGUGGACGUGCUCCUCUCCUGCGGAGAGAAAUUCGGCCGUCCACGAGGGUGUAGAGACGAAGAAGCGUAACCGCCUCGAGUUUGAGAAGGUUUCGAAGUUGUUGAGAUCUCAACCAACGUCCGCCUUCUCUCGCAUCAGCGCGCAGGUCGUGGGUUUGCGACCGUGGACUAUAGAUGAGUCUAUGUUGGAUGUGGAGGGAGGCCUCGGGACUCACCCCUCCUGGAAGGGGACGGACGAGGGCAGGACGCAGGAGGACCUUGAGUCUCAGAGACGUUCAUGGCAGCGAGACCCGUGCGGGUCGAGAGCUCCUCCGGGGGAGGUGGCAGAUGUUUUUGGGACUCGAGCCGCCACAUUGCACCCGUACCCUCGAGACGACAGUGAUUCCGAGGGUCACGAGGACGAGGACGAGCGGGCGGGCCCCACCACCGCCGCUCAUGCGGCACAGCAGAGUGAUGAGUGGAGUGACCCGGAGGACUUCCGCAGACGGACUGACGGUGAUGGCUUGUUCACAGGACUUGAUUCGCAGGGCGAGGAGGAGUUAGGUGGUUCGUAUGGGAGCCCUGUCGAGCGACAGAGGCCUUCGUCACAUGGCCCGCGGGCCGCUAAGCGAGAGGGAGCUCCUGGAUCUCCACCUUCGAGGGGGGCAGAGUCGGGUUGUGGUGGGGAGGUCCCUGGCGGGGGUCCUGCACAUGUUGGUGGCGGAGGCGGUGGCGAGGAUGCCGCGGUAGUUGAGGAGAAUGAGCAUGGGAGUGUUCGUGAUGAGGGGAUGUUGGCAGGCGGCGGAGGAGGUUUGAGCGAGUUUGAAAUGUUUGGUGACCUGGGAGUCGGAUUGGGACAGAUCAGCGCCCUGCACCCAGAGACUUUCACACCUGCCAUGCACGACGCGUUGAUGUCGCCACCGCUUGAGGCUGAGGGAGAUGAGGAUCGCACAYCUCCUGGAGAGACAUCUAAGGAGAGGUUGGAUAGGCUUGAGAGUCGUCGAGCAUGCCUCAUGGCACGAGCGGACCCCAGGACCCAGGAGUUGACCCGUGUUGUGGSUGAGGAGCGACAUAGAGAAUUGGGGACAUUUCCGCCGGCRUCCCUUCACGUAGAGACAACURCCCCCAUGGAUCCUCCRAAAGGGGAUCACGAUAGGACGCARGGGGAGGGAGCUUUGGCAGAGGCAUCGAGCAUGGGAGGGGAUGAUGAGCAGAGGGAGCCGCGCGAGAGGCACGAGACAGGGUUGGCAUCGCUAGAGGACCGACCUUUGGUGCCUGACCAGACUCCCACCGACGAGCAAAGGCCCGAGGGGACGUUGCAUGACGCUGCCGACGUGCCUCUGCCCGCGGCUUUGGAUGAGGGAGCCAUGCACAUGCCCCCGGGUCUAGAGGACAUAUAGACAGGGCAGUCGGUGGGCAUUGAAGUUGCUCGACCCU
Messenger RNA from Chara braunii, 2885 nucleotides. The record is from the annotation of a GenBank genome assembly. Lineage: Eukaryota; Viridiplantae; Streptophyta; Charophyceae; Charales; Characeae.